CCCCCGGCCGCCUCCUUCUCCCCGCCGCCACUCGGCUGCCGGCCCCGCCGCUGCCGCUCCUCCCCUGCUCGGCGGUUUGCGGCUCUCCGCCGCCGCUCUCCCCUCAGCGGCGGGGCCGUGGCGAGCAGGGCUCCCCGCGGCCGGCUGGGCAGCGCCGCCGCCGCCGCCGUCCCCUUCUUCCUUCCCUUUCCCCUUUCCCUUUUUUUCCCCCGUCCCUUUCCCCCUGCAUGGCGGCCGCCCCGCGGCCCUAGGCAGCCCCCCGGCGCGGCAGCAUGGCGCGGGGCGGAGGGCGGCGGGAGGAGGCCGCCUCCUUCACCACCUCCUCCACCUCCUCCUUCACCACCACCACCGCCUCAGCCUCAGCCGCCCGGGGCCGGGGGCCGCUGGGCCUCGUGUGCCUGGCGCUGCUGUGCGGGCUGGGAGCCGCCGAGGCGGAGUUCGCCAUCCUGGAGGAAGCGCAAGUGGUGGCGGCGCAGAUGAGGAAACUGGCCGCCGAGGAGCUGGGGGUCGUCACCAUGCAGAGGAUAUUCAACUCCUUUGUGUACACGGAGAAAAUAUCGAAUGGAGAAAGUGAAGUUCAACAGUUGGCAAAAAAAAUCCGUGAGAAGUUUAACCGUUACUUGGAUGUCGUGAACCGAAACAAGCAAGUAGUGGAAGCGUCGUACACCGCUCACCUCACGUCGCCCUUGACUGCAAUCCAGGACUGCUGCACUAUUCCACCAUCUAUGAUGGAAUUCGAUGGCAACUUUAACACCAACGUGUCCAGAACGAUCAGCUGCGAUAGACUGUCCACCACUGUCAACAGCAGAGCCUUCAAUCCCGGGCGUGAUUUAAAUUCUGUUCUUGCUGAUAAUCUGAAGUCAAACCCGGGGAUUAAGUGGCAGUAUUUCAGCUCAGAAGAAGGCAUUUUCACCGUUUUCCCAGCCCACAAGUUCCGGUGCAAAGGCAGCUACGAACACCGCAGCAGGCCCGUCUACGUUUCUACUGUCCGACCUCAGUCCAAGCAUAUCGUCGUCAUCGUGGACCACGGGGCUUCGGUCACUGAGACACAGCUUCAGAUUGCCAAAGAUGCUGCUCAGGUUAUUCUGAGCUCUAUAGAUGAACACGACAAGAUCUCUGUGUUAACCGUGGCAGACACAGUAAGAACCUGCUCGCUGGAUCAGUGCUAUAAGACGUUUCUGUCUCCUGCCACUAGUGAGACAAAAAGGAAGAUGUCCACCUUCGUUAGCAGUAUAAAGUCAUCUGACAGCCCUACACAGCAUGCAGUAGGAUUUCAAAAGGCUUUCCAGUUGAUACGAAAUACAAACAAUGGCACGAAACUCCAAGGAAAUACUGAUAUGGUCAUCAUUUAUCUCUCGGCUGGGAUCACAUCGAAAGAUUCCUCAGAAGAUGAUAAAAAGGCGACUCUACGUGUCAUCAACGAAGAAAAUAGUUUCCUCAACAACUCCGUAAUGAUUCUCACGUACGCGCUUAUGAAUGAGGGAGUGACAGGUUUGAAAGAACUGGCCUUCCUGCGAGACUUGGCAGAGCAGAACUCGGUGAAGUACGGGGUGCCGGAUCGAACAGCUCUGCCAGUGAUCAAGGGCAGCAUGAUGGUCCUAAACCAGCUGAGUAACCUGGAAACUACGGUUGGCCGAUUCUAUACCAACCUCCCCAACCGAAUGAUUGAUGAGGCAGUCUUCAGCCUGCCUUUCUCGGAUGAAAUGGGAGAUGGCCUGAUAAUGACUGUAAGUAAACCAUGUUACUUUGGAAACCUGCUGCUGGGGAUUGUUGGAGUAGAUGUUAAUCUUGCAUAUAUCUUGGAAGAUGUCACCUAUUACCAGGACUCAUUGGGUUCCUACACGUUUCUCAUCGAUAACAAAGGAUACACCCUUAUGCACCCAUCCCUCACCAGGCCCUAUCUGCUGUCUGAGCCACCGCUCCACACAGAUAUUAUACAUUAUGAGAACAUUCCUAAAUUUGAGCUGGUGCGGCAGAACAUCCUGAGCAUUCCCCUGGGCAGUCAGAUCAUUACGGUUCCUGUGAACUCCUCACUGUCUUGGCAUGUAAACAAACUGAGAGAAAUUGGGAAAGAAGCCUACAAUGUCAGCUAUGCCUGGAAAAUGGUCCAGGACACCUCCUUUAUUCUGUGUGUCGUGGUGAUACAACCAGAAAUACCCGUAAAGCAGCUUAAGAAUCUCAACACUGUCCCCAGCAGCAAGCUCCUGUAUCAUCGACUGGAUCUGCUGGGCCAGCCCAACGCCUGCCUGCACUUCAAGCAGCUGGCAACCUUAGAAAGCCCUACGGUAAUGCUCUCUGCAGGCAGCUUCUCUUCUCCUUACGAACAUCUCAGCCAGCCCGAGACAAAGCGGAUGGUGGAACAUUACACAGCGUACCUCAGCGACAACACACGCCUGAUUGCUAACCCUGGCCUUAAGUUCUCUGUCAGAAAUGAAGUAAUGGCUACCAGUCACGUCACAGAUGAAUGGAUGACACAAAUGGAAAUGAGUAGCCUGAACAGUUAUAUUGUGCGCCGUUACAUAGCAACCCCCAAUGGGGUGCUCCGAAUUUACCCCGGUUCCCUCAUGGACAAAGCAUUUGAUCCCACCAGGAGACAAUGGUACUUGCAUGCAGUGGCUAAUCCAGGGCUAAUUACCUUUACUGGUCCCUACUUGGAUGUUGGAGGGGCAGGCUAUGUCGUUACCAUCAGUCACACAGUCCAUUCUUCCAGCGCACAGAUGUCUUCGGGGCAUUCAGUGGCUGUGAUGGGCAUUGACUUCACCCUGCGGUACUUCUACAAGGUUCUCAUGGACCUGCUCCCCGUUUGUAACCAAGACGGAGGAAACAAAAUCAGGUGCUUUAUCAUGGAGGACAGGGGGUACCUCGUGGCACACCCAACCCUCAUCGACCCCAAAGGACACGCGCCGGUAGAGCAGCAGCAUAUUACGCAUAAGGAGCCGUUGGUAGCAAAUGACAUUCUUAACCACCCAAACUUCGUGAAGAAAAACCUCUGCAACAGCUUCAGUGACAGAACAGUUCAGCGGUUUUAUAAAUUCAAUACCAGCUUAGUGGGAGAUCUGACAAACCUUGUCCACGGCAGUCACUGCUCCAAGUACAGGCUGACGAGGAUACCGGGCACCAAUGCCUUCGUGGGAAUCGUCAACGAGACCUGCGACUCGCUUGCUUUCUGUGCCUGCAGCAUGGUGGACAGGCUCUGUCUGAACUGCCACAGAAUGGAGCAGAACGAAUGCGAAUGCCCGUGCGAGUGCCCUCUGGAGGUAAACGAGUGUACUGGCAACCUCACCAACGCCGAAAGCAGGAAUCCUAGUUGUGAAGUGCAUCAGGAGCCAAUGACUUUCACAGCAAUCGAUCCCAGCCUCCAGGAUGCUCUCCCGCAGUGCAUUAACACGCAGUGCAAUCAGAGGACAGAGAGCGGGGAUUGCUUUGGUGUCUUGGACUGUGAGUGGUGUAUGGUAGACAGCGAUGGGAAGACCCAUCUGGAUAAGUCCUAUUGUGCCCCGCAGAAGGAAUGCUUCGGUGGCAUUGUGGGAGCCAAGAGCCCCUAUGUGGAUGACCUGGGAGCAAUAGGAGAUGAGGUCAUCACUCUGAACAUGAUCAAAAGUGCACCAGUCGGGCCAGUGGCUGGAGGCAUUAUGGGCUGCAUUAUGGUGCUUGUCCUAGCAGUAUACGCCUAUCGCCACCAGAUACAUCGGAGGAGUCACCAGCACAUGUCACCUUUGGCUGCACAGGAAAUGUCAGUGCGUAUGUCGAACCUGGAAAAUGAUAGGGACGAGAGAGACGAUGACAGCCAUGAAGACAGAGGAAUCAUCAGUAACACUCGAUUCAUCGCAGCGGUAAUAGAGCGGCACGCCCACAGCCCGGAACGCAGACGCCGAUACUGGGGUCGAUCAGGAACAGAGAGUGACCACGGCUACAGCACUAUGAGUCCUCAGGAAGACAGUGAAAAUCCUCCAUGCAACAACGAUCCGUUGUCAGCUGGUGUUGAUGUUGGAAACCAUGAUGAAGACUUAGACCUGGAUACCCCACCUCAAACAGCUGCCCUGUUGAGUCACAAGUUUCACCACUACCGUUUGCACCACCCAACUCUUCACCACAGCCACCAUUUACAGGCCGCAGUCACGGUACACACUGUGGAUGCAGAAUGCUAAUGAACAACAAAAGAAAGAAAAACUGGUGAACAACGAUCCAUGCAGCACUGGGCAGCCUUGUUCUGUGCUUUUUACCAGGAACAAUUUAGCUAACUUCCUGAGUAAAUUGUUAGGCAUAAAGCUUUACAUUUUUAUAAAUGUAAGGUUGGCUCAGAACUGGAAGGGAAAUGUGCUUGAUGAAUGGACCUGCCAUAACAUUUAAUAAAAUGGAGCAGGAGGCACAUUAGACCUCCAAAAACAGGGAUGCAAGUUUAUACAGCAGCUGAAGCUUUGGAAGCCCUGUUAUGCUGAGCCAAGAGAAGAGAGAGCUUAAAAGAGCCAGAGAUGAUUUGGUUUCCUUAACUGGAAGAGCAGAAAACUCUGCAGCUGACUAAAAAGGUGCCAGACAGAGAGGGCGGGGGAAAAGCCUGUCAGGGUUCUCUGCAGUUUUUUUGCUUGUCGAAAGUUCGUUGCUCAGACAAUUGCUGUAUGGAACCUGGGACAAUGCAUCUCAAGAUUUUUAAGUAAAGGAUUAUUUUUCUACUAUUUAUUGAACUUGAAACUCUGGGGGGAGGGAGAGGAGAAAACAUGUUAGCAAUUUUCAACAACUACCACAUAUAUUCUCUGAUGGUGAAGUGGUUCUUCUGAGGAAGACGUCUGUUUCUUAUUAGCUGAUAUUCAUCCACUGCCCCACUCUGCAAAAGGGAAAAUGAAGAAGUAGUCUCUGACAUGUUUACAUUAUGAAUGCUUUCUUCUCCACAAUUGUUUUCUGUAAAUUUUACAACCGGAUUUACAUUACAGUAUUUUCUUCCUAUUUGCAGAGGAGAAAUCCUGUACUUUGUUACUAAAAUUCUGAGAAUUCUGCCCAUAAAUCUCUCCAUCUUAACCUCUUUGGUCAUCCUUAAAGGAUUCCUUUUUGAAAGUAACAAAGGGUUUAUUUAGCUUUGGUUACCGGAGAAUUCCAAAUGAAAUCUGUGCCAUUUUUGUGUUUCUUUAGGAAACUGUCAGGAUCAGAAGUAGGGAUAAACCAGUGUUUUGUACAACUUGGGUUACUGUGGAAGGUAUCUUUUUGAAAUCAUAAUUAUAAGCUGCUGCUGUUUGUCUGGAAUUUAACAUUGCUUGGUAAUUCAAACGAAGAUUAAUCAAUCUGUCUACAACACAGGGCAUCAUAAUUAUAAAUUAGUUUUAAAUCACAGUGUUGUACUUUAGAUUCACAUUUUGUGAUUACAGUGAUAUAAAAACAUUCUUGCACUGUGCAUAUGAUAAACAUCCAUUUAUAUGUAGUUUUUUUAAAUCACUUGUUUUAAUUAAUAUGGUACUUAAUACUGUAUUAUGUAAAAAAAAAAAUUGGUUCUUAAACAUUACGGUAAAAUAACUAUAUGUGUGAUAUCAGGAUACCCCUUUAUACUAUGUAUAAAUUUAAAAUCUCUAGUGAAAUAAACUGUAUAUAACGUAUAGUUCUGUGGAUAACUGGCUAGAUUGAUAUUAUUCGGUCUCAAUUUCCUUUAAUUUUCUGGCUGAGUGAGUGCUAUAUCAGGAAUGAAGCAUUUUAUCAGGAUCCUCUUGGUUUUAUCUUGAAAGAUCUAAGCUUUACAUAUAAAUGACAGUAUUGAUGUAUGAUUUAAAGUUGUUUUUUUUCUUUUUUUAGCCUGUUAUUGUUUGGGAAGUGAAUAAUUUUGAAGUGGUCAGUGACUCUGUAGGCUCACCGAAGCUAAUUGUUUAUUUUUUCUUAUGUGUUACUGAAAAGUCAGAUGCAUUGGAUUUGUCAUUCUGCUGUGUUUUGUGUAAGAGGGGGUUGUGUGUUUGUUUUUUUUUUCAUUUGGUUGGUUUUUUUUGCUGAUGAGACAGCUGUACAAAUCUAUUAAGCACCGUUUUAUGUUUUCAAAGGGCUGAAUCUGAUGUCCUGUAACAGUUUAUGGUUCAGUCUGUAGACCCAACUUGCUAGAAUCUCCAAUUUUGAAUCUAAAAUGACACUGGCUGUUGGGCAGUGCACAAAGUGGUUGUUUUUUCAGGUUUGACUUUAAAAUAAAAUGGAUUAUCUUAAUGUCACUGCUUGGCCAAACAAAAACAGUGCACAGCCAAGAGGCAAAAUUUGUAAGCAUGAAGGGAAAAUAACUUUCAAUGUGGAAACUGUUGAACUAUGUGUAAGUUUAAUAGAAGUUUGUGUAAAACACCAGGCAAAAUGCUUUGUUGAUGCGUCCUAGUCCUGCAGCACUCAUAAAGGUGAUUUCAUUAAGGUUCAGAGGUAAAUGAGAUUUGAAGUUCUAGCCAGGACUUUAUCUGCUUGAAUCCAUGAAUGUAACAAAAGAAGACUUUCAGCCAAAAGUUGCUACGUGACAGAAGUGUCCCCAGAAUUUACCGACUUGUAAAACAGAAUUUAAAUUUUAUCUUGUCCAUCUACAUGUGAAGGAAUCUCACUGUGCUGUGCAAGUUCUUGAAAUCAAGUAUUUGCUCCCCAGUAAUAGUUUUUUUUUUUUUAGGGCUAGCAGCAUUAGAAUUGUUUUCUUGCAUAUAUUAUAACAAAAAAAAUAAAGAAAAGUGCACCUUUGGCUAGAUCUGCACUUGCCUGCCUGCUCUGAUGCCAGUCUUAAUUUACACCAGGACACACAGACUGUUCCUGAUUCAUGGGGUCUGGACAGCCUUGCUUAUGCCUGAAGUAAUGAGAAGAGACGAAGCUGUUGCUAUUAAGGAGUAAUUAAGGAAAAAAUACACAUCUAGAGGUGUGUCGGGUCACAAAUUCAAGUGCUGACAGCUAACCUUGUUACAGCAGGAAUACAUUUAACGCUGAUAAAGACACUGCUGUUCGUUGAUGUAGUCAAGGUUUCUAAGAAGCUGCAUGAUAGCACCACCAGUUUUAUUGCAGGUACUGCCGCCAUGGCCUUCCCUCCCCGUAAUUAUUUUAUUGUGUUGACUGAGGAACAAAACGAGCAGUUAUUUGCCUGACAUGGAUUUGUAUCUUGUAUCUUCCUUACCUAUAACCGGUAGAUAUCAUGGCCAUUGUUUUUUUUACUUGUUUCAUAUCUGAAACGUAAUUAUCUUAUUUUCCUGUAUGUUUUAUUUCAUUCUUCCAGGAAAAAAAAAAUUGAAGUUUUUUUUUUUUUAUUACAACGAGUUUUGCCUUUGGUUUGUAUUCACUAGAGAUAAAUAGACUUAAUGCUGUCAGUCUGGGAGCACUGCAGUGUAUUGACUUUUCCUAUACGUAACAAGCAGGUUAUCCAUCUACAAAACCAGUUAGCCUGCAUAGAGAUGGAAGCUGUUCACGUGUUCAGAAUACGCUGC
Anas platyrhynchos (mallard) is the source of this 7406-nucleotide messenger RNA. Lineage: Eukaryota; Metazoa; Chordata; Aves; Anseriformes; Anatidae. The record is from RefSeq and is a predicted model, not a curated record.